Messenger RNA from Rotaria sordida, 3391 nucleotides. The record is from the annotation of a GenBank genome assembly. Lineage: Eukaryota; Metazoa; Rotifera; Eurotatoria; Philodinida; Philodinidae.
AUGUCACGUCGACAAUUAAUUUUUCUCUAUUUAUUUAUAUUAUUUACUGACGUUUUUGCUCAGAAAUUUCAUCCUAAACUUGAAAAUAAUGAUAGAGAGCAACCUCAAUCAAGAAAUCGAAUACAAUCAUCAAUUUAUAGCGAAAAUAAACUUCCUGCAAGCAACAGAGGUAAUAAUGAUAAUCAACAAGAAUCAGUUGUUGAUCAAUCACGACCACGUUCAUCAAUUGAAUCAUAUCGCCGAUCAUCAUCAUCGACACCACUUGCUAGUAGUAAUGAAUGUAAAUUUGAUGUGCAAAAAUAUUGUAUUAAAGGAAGUCAACAAUUACUUUCAAAUUUAAAAGUGUUAGAAUGUGUUGAUGAUCUUGAUAAUGCUGUGAAUUUAAUUAGUAAAGAAUGUCAACAUCUUAUCUAUAAAUUUAAAUAUAAUAUGACACUUGAUCCACGUUUUGAUGAUGCAGCUGAAAGACAAUGUUCAAAAGAUUUAAAAGUAUUUGAUGAAUGUAAAGGACAUAUUGGUAAAAGUGGUUCUGGUCGUCUUAUAACAUGUUUAUAUGAUUUUUUACCUAAUAUAACUGAGUCAUCUUGUCGUUAUUUUAUUAAACAAAUGCAAGCUGUUAUUUUCAAUGAUUGGCGUUUAAUAGAACAUUUUGCUGAUGCAUGUAUGAACGAUAUUAAAAGUUUAGAAUGUGGUCGAUUAGAUGAUGAAAAUGAAGCUAUACCACAUGAACCAGGUGCUGUUAUUUCAUGUUUAUCACAAAAAUAUAAUAAAUUAAGUUCAAAAUGUCGAAAAGAAAUUUUUCGUUUAGCUGAAAUGCAAUCGGAUGAUUAUCAUCUUGAUCGUGCUUUAUAUUAUGCAUGUCGUGAUGAUCGAGAACGUUUAUGUACACAGGUUUCAAGUGGUAAUGGUCGAGUUUAUCGUUGUCUUUAUGAUCAAAAAUUUAAUAGUAUGAUGUCAUCAGCUUGUCGUAAAGAAGUUCAUCGACGACAAUCAUUAGUAGUUGCAGAUGUAAAGUUUGAUGUACCAUUAGCUCGAGCAUGUCGUAAUGAAAUGCUUGAACAUAAAUGUAUUGCUGAUCCUGCAGAAAGUGAUACAAAAUCAUCAUUAGUUAAAUUACUUUUAUGUUUUGAAGAUGCAUUAAAACGAGGUUAUCAUAUACAAGAUGAAUGUAGACGUGAAAUGCUUGUUCAUCGUCGUAUGUUAAUGUCUGAUUAUGAACUUUCACCCGAACUUCAAUCUGAAUGUAAAAUGGAAAUGGUACAAUAUUGUCCAUCGUUAUUUCAACAAGGUGUUUGUGGUACAAUAGAUCAACGUGGUGGUCGAAUGAUUCAUUGUCUAUUAGCUGCUGCACGAAAAGAAAAAGCUUUUAGUAAACGAUGCUUUUCGGUCAUGAAUUCAUUAGUACGUGCAGUUGAUCCCGGUAGUGAUAUACGAGCAGAUCCAUUACUUGAAACAGUAUGUCGAUCUGUUAUUGAUACAUUAUGUCCAAGAAUAAAACCUGGUGAUUCAAAUGUAAUUUUAUGUUUAUUGGAUAAUUUAAAAAAUUUUCGUAUGACCGAAGAUUGCGAAGAUCGUCUUAUGGAAGUGGCUUAUUUUGUGGCACGAGAUUUUAGAUUAAUGCCAAGAUUAUUACCUACAUGUCAAAAAAGUCUUGAAAUUUUUUGUCAAUUACCAAAAGAUUGGUCAAUGUAUCAAGAAAUAAAUAGUCUUCAAGUUGGAAUGUAUUUAGGUUGUUUAUAUCAACGACGACAACAACUUGAUAAAGAAUGUAGAAGUGAAUUAAAACGUAUUAUGCAUAUUCGAACACAAGCUAUUGGCUUAAUGCCUGAAAUUGAAGAUAAUUGUUUGACAGAUUUGGCAACUUGUAAAAAUCCAGAAAUUAAAGGAGAAGUAAGAAAAUAUUUCAGUCAAUAUAUGAAAAUAUACAAUAAAACUCCUCUAAUGUACACAACUUAGAUUCAGUAUAAUAAGGCGAUUAUAUUAGAGAGAGUCAAGCAAAAAUAUAAGUUUUAUUAUCAUCUGUGUUCCUUAAAGUACUUAAUAUUUUAUUAAAUAACUUUAACCAUCAUCAUUAAUGAUUCAACUAAGAUUAUCUUUUCAAUUCUAUUUCAAUUUUAAAAUUUUGUUGGAAGAACUCAAGGAUGUUCAGUAAUAGAAGUUUUACUGUACUAUCUCUCUUUCAUAAUAAUCUUUCAGCACAUCUUUACAUAGAACAGCAUAUCGUGAGGAUGAGGACGCUGUGAUUAAAUUAGAGAUAUAGCAUUUUAUCUUCUACGGAGAGACGAUUUAAAAUUUCAGGAAGGCGAACAUCUAUGUUUUGGAGUACAGCCAUUUAGUAUGUGUUGAACUACUGAUAACCAGCUCGCAUCUAUAUAAGUUGUACAAAGCGUGCUAUUUACUUUUGCAUAACAGAUUUUUAUAAACUUCUGUAUUUUUACAAGUAGUUUUUGAAAUAGAGAUUUUUUUGACCAAUGGCAAUUUACAUAGAAACUAAUUCUUUAAUAGAAAUGCAUAGAUGAAAUUUCGCUUAUUGUACAGAAUUCAAUGCUCAAAAAUAAUAUUGACUUAAAGCUGUUUCAAGACGAUAGAACCUAAACUGCUAUUUUGCUUUGUACAAACACAAUUUUGGAAUUUUUCAUGAAAUUUACUGAUAGUUAUUCGAUCUUGCCCAAGAAAGAAAAUCUAAACAUAUAUUCGGAAACAGCGAAAAAUUCUGAUUCUCUAGUUCUAACCAGUUGUUUUCUAGUUACCAAAUAUGUCGCGCCCAGAAUUUAGAUUAUGAAAGAUCUUUGCACCAGAGAUGUCCACAGCGGUGUCAGCGGCACUUGUUUUAGAAAUCAUCGCGACAUGGGAGAUAUUUCAAGAAUACCAGCACGGCAGCGACAGCUUCUUCUAUUUAUUGAAAUUGUAAAAUUGGAUGAAUCUGCACUCAAUUUGAGGGUCUAAUGGUCAGAAUCGAGAUUGAGUGUGAUGAAUUCAAUACAACUGUACUAAUUUGGCACAGUGGCAGAAGAGAUUUUCGUAGAGUUUCUCGAAAAUCAUCACAGUAGCGGCAGUUCAUAUACAGUUUACCUCAUCGCAGUGAUGGCGCUAAGCCUUGCCCGUUCUAGGAUGGCGUCGCAGCAGCGGCAAAUUUCUAGCCAUGAUAUACAUCGCUACUUUGCACACAUUCUUCUAAUAUGUUCAAAAUAGGAUUUCUGCAAGAAUUUCUUCGUCAUUAAUAUGAUAAUACCAUAGAAUCAUUCAUUCAAAAAUAAUAUCGUCAGUGAUAGAUCUUGAAUAAAGAUAUGUUCUCGUAUGCUUUAAAUUUUAUUGAACGACAUUGAAAUCUUAUAAUUUCGAAGAAAAAAAAAUAUUUUGUAUCAUUAAAAUUUUCUUUUUAGGAAUUCAA